AUGACGCCACAACACAAGUUGAUCACAGUACCAGACGGUGCGGACCCUGAGUCUGUCAAGGAUUUAAUGCACGCAAACCGCCUUGAACGUGUUAUUGUUGUUGGGGAUCAUUUUGAACUCAAAGGUCUAGUCACUGUCAAAGACAUUCAAAAAUUUAAGGAGCAUCCUAGAGCCUGCCGAGAUGAUACAGGACGGUUACGUGUCGGAGCCGCGGUGGGUGUAGGAGCGGAUAAUGAAAAGCGGGUAGAUUUGCUCGUUGCCGCAGGGGUCGAUGUCAUUGUCGUGGACACAGCCCAUGGGCAUAGUCAGGGUGUGCUCGAUCGGAUUACUUGGGUAAAGCAAAGAUAUCCAAACGUGCAGGUUAUCGGUGGCAAUAUCGCUACUGCUGCUGCAGCAAAAGCCCUUGUUGCGGCAGGUGCUGAUGGCGUUAAAGUUGGCAUUGGUCCCGGUUCUAUUUGUACUACCCGUGUUGUAGCGGGUGUUGGGGUUCCACAAAUUACUGCGGUUUCCGAUGUCGCAGAAGGUUUGGUUGGGACGGGUGUUCCUGUUAUUGCUGAUGGCGGUAUUCGAUACUCUGGAGACAUAGCCAAGGUGCUUGCUGCUGGGGCGAGCGUUGUCAUGUUGGGCGGAUUAUUAGCAGGUACUGAGGAAGCUCCUGGCGAGGUCAUCUUGUACCAAGGUCGCUCUUACAAAACGUAUCGUGGCAUGGGCUCAGUGGGUGCAAUGAAAGAGGGGGCAGCCGAUCGCUAUUUUCAAGAAGCGGAUGCAAACAUUGACAAACUCGUUCCUGAAGGUAUAGAGGGGCGAGUCCCUUACAAGGGGUCAGUAACGGCGGUCCUUUAUCAGUUAACAGGGGGGGUGCAAGCCUCACUGGGUUAUUGUGGCUGCCGCAAUGUUGAUGAAUUGCACCAAAAAGCGGAAUUUGUUGAAAUUACGGCUGCCGGCAUGCGAGAGUCUCACGUUCACGACGUGCAGAUAACAAAAGAAGCACCAAACUAUCAUGUUGAAUAA
Messenger RNA from Darwinula stevensoni, 1011 nucleotides. The record is from the annotation of a GenBank genome assembly. Lineage: Eukaryota; Metazoa; Arthropoda; Ostracoda; Podocopida; Darwinulidae.